Messenger RNA from Effrenium voratum, 468 nucleotides. Lineage: Eukaryota; Dinophyceae; Suessiales; Symbiodiniaceae. The record is from the annotation of a GenBank genome assembly.
AUGGUUGACCGGCUUCAGGUGCAGGUUUCAGGAACGGUGGUUUCGCUGGAACUUGUCCCCGUGGAUCCAAGAGAUCUCUUGCGCGGCGACUAUGUGAUCAUAAACCUCGCGAUUGGACGUUUGUCCACGGACCUUCCCGGCGCGGACACCGUCAAGUCCGGUCACACGGUUUACGUUGAGCUUGCGCGCGAUGGCACGGCUUCUGCUCAGCCCGUCUCGAUGUCGCAAACACCGAGGCAAUCAGGAGAACUCGUCAUCGUAGGCACUGUCACGUCGGUUUCAGAUGACAAGAUCUGGGUAGACUAUGGCAUCGAUGCUUUCUUUUUGCCCGAGGGCGAGGGACGGGUGAUUGAAAAGCUCGAUACCAGUCGGGUCCUGCUGGAAGUCGCGAUUGCGGAAGACGGACGCUCCCUCCCGCUCACGUUGCUGGUCGACGGCGAGGUGUUCAAAUCGGACGGGACCUUUUGA